CAAUUGCGCUUCGCAUUCCUACACAUAAUUCUGUUUUGUGUUUUUGUUUUGUUUAUUUUUUUUUCUAACUCGAUCAAUUUUAUGCCCGAUCGAUCAAUAACUGAAAGUGCAGUUAACAAAAACGAAGUGAAUUGAUAACUUUUGCAAUGGCAAUGGCAUUCCGCUUGUCCAAGCACGAAACGAGCGUCAUCAGUGCGGAAGACACUUCGCUCGAGCAGCUCGACUCAAGCGUCGAAAUGCAAUCGCGUUCCCCAUCGCCAUUCGUAUUUAAUCCGCGCAAACUGCGCUUUGCCGACGAUGAUUUUGACAAGGAUCCGCUGGAAAGUCCGCAAAACAACAAUAAUAACAACAACAACAAUAUCAACAACAAAAAGAAACCACAGCGAGAUGUGGACAUGUCGCCGCCCUGCCAGAAAGUUCGAGCACUGCGCCUGUUCAACACGCCCGCAACGCCAAAGACCAUCUUGCAAAAGUCAACGACGAACUUCAGCAAUCAUUUGUCUGGUGCCGCUGCAGCAGCCAAUGCCAGCAAACAUCAGGUCGAGGAUCACAUUUUUAAAUUAAGCGACCGUCCGCGUUCCCUGCCGCUGCACAACCACAGGAGCAUGCAACCCCAGGACACAGCCAAUGUUAAUCCCUUCACACCAGACAGUUUAAUGGCGCAUAAUAAGAAGCGUUGUCGUACUCAAUUCGGAUGCGAGAAUCUCAAUCUGAGUGCCAUGCAAAGGUUUCUGCUCAGCGAGCCCAGCGACGAGGAUGGUGGCCAUGAUGGUGCGGGUGGCAUCGAUGCGGCAAGGGAAAUCCAUCAGCAGGCGCCGAAACGUUUGGCGUUGCAUGACACAAACAUCAGUCGCUUCAAGCGCGAGUUUAUGCAGGUCAGCGUCAUUGGUGUCGGCGAGUUCGGAGUUGUUUUUCAGUGCGUCAAUCGGCUGGAUGGCUGCAUCUAUGCGAUCAAAAAAAGCAAAAAGCCCGUUGCGGGCAGCUCAUUCGAGAAGCGCGCCUUGAACGAGGUGUGGGCGCAUGCGGUUCUGGGCAAGCAUGAUAACGUGGUGCGAUACUAUUCCGCUUGGGCGGAGGACGAUCAUAUGUUGAUACAGAAUGAAUUCUGUGACGGUGGCAGUCUUCAUGCGCGUAUCCAGGAGCACUGCCUGGGCGAAUCCGAGCUAAAGAUAUUGCUGAUGCAUGUGAUUGAAGGCCUGCGCUAUAUACAUUCGAAUGAUCUGGUGCACAUGGAUAUCAAGCCGGAGAACAUAUUCUCCACAAUGAAUCCGACGGCGCACAAGUUAUGCCCCAAUCCACAGCAGCAGCAGCCCGGCAGCAAGGACGACGAUGGCAUGGACAGUGUCUACGAAGAGUUGCGUCGCUCCGAGAAUCUCGUCACUUAUAAAAUUGGCGAUUUGGGACAUGUGACGUCCGUGAAUGAGCCGCAUGUGGAGGAGGGCGACUGUCGCUACCUGCCCAAAGAGAUACUGCAGGAGGACUACAGCAAUCUGUUCAAGGCCGACAUCUUCUCGCUGGGCAUAACGCUGUUCGAGGUAGCCGGCGGCGGACCGCUGCCAAAGAACGGGCCCGAAUGGCACAAGUUGCGUAACGGUGAGGUGCCCACGAUUCCAACGCUUAGCAAAGAUUUCAAUGAGCUUAUUGCGCAAAUGAUGCAUCCGGAGCCAAAUAACAGACCCAGCUCAAUGUCCAUAUAUAGUCAUCCCAUUUUGAGCGCUGUGGACUCCAAAAGCAAAUUGCAGCUUGGCCUGGAGCUGACCGUCGAGAAGCGAAAGAAUGAGAUAUUGAUGAACAAGUUGAGGGAAGCCAAAAAGCAAAUCAAACUGCUCGAACAGCGUGUUUCUGUACUGGCCAGUAGUUCGGAGCCAUUGGACGGUCAACGGUGCCUGCGAUCCUUUACGCGACGCAUGCGGACACCGUUUGCGUCGCAUGCUAAAUUUAAUAAUCUUGGCGAUCGGAACAAGAACGUUAUUGCCAAUUUUUGACAAUUUCGAUUCAGCUUAACGCCGGCACUAAAAACUCUUCCGCAUUCAAAGUGAACAAAGCUCACAUUCUUGUUAAUUUAAGCAUGUAUCCAUAGUCUAUAAGUUGUUGCGCACUACGCAGUUCCAAAAGAAACAAACUAAAAAAGCCUCAAUAUCGUUUGAGGUUUGUUCCUAAUCGAUUUUACUAAAGAAAACACAACGCAAAAAGGUCAAUUUAUACAUUUCUCUAUUGAAAUUUCUUGAAUAAACAAAAAAGCGUCAUGGUA
Drosophila grimshawi is the source of this 2251-nucleotide messenger RNA. RefSeq names its product wee1-like protein kinase (gene Wee1). Lineage: Eukaryota; Metazoa; Arthropoda; Insecta; Diptera; Drosophilidae. Gene Ontology annotation, biological process: protein phosphorylation; mitotic cell cycle. The record is from RefSeq and is a predicted model, not a curated record. Gene Ontology annotation, cellular component: nucleus. The transcript is spliced from 5 exons. Bases 147 to 1985 code for a protein of 612 amino acids. Gene Ontology annotation, molecular function: magnesium ion binding; non-membrane spanning protein tyrosine kinase activity; ATP binding.